Messenger RNA from Gongylonema pulchrum, 897 nucleotides. The record is from the annotation of a GenBank genome assembly. NCBI's taxonomy places the organism in Eukaryota, Metazoa, Nematoda, Chromadorea, Rhabditida, Gongylonematidae.
UUGCAGACUCUACUGCUUUCGUUCGAUCGCAGUUCUCCUGCAGUAGCUGGAACGCCAGGUAUUGCGGAACGAUUGUCGCUGGUGACGAGAAUCACAAGUGAGCUGAACACUGACCCAUAUGCAACCAUGAAUAUGGAUUGUUAUUGUGAUAUAUAUCAAUCGCAUGGAUUUUCACUGACCGAAUUAAAUGACAAUAACAAGCGUCCACAUUUAACGUUAAAUUUUGAGCACGUGUUGCGGAUAACAUCCGAUAAAAAGCCUGAAAAUGCAUAUCAGAAAACAGUUCGAUUUGAUCGAAGUAUUGAUGGACAACCGCAAAAGCUGUAUACAGGUGGUGCAGAUGGAUGCAUACAUGGAAAGUUAUGCAUCAGUGUAGGCCACGAUGCAGCUGCUCAUAUUUGGGAUACAUCCAACGGGAAACAGCUUCUCAGCCUGAAUGUUCCAAACGAAAUUGGCGGUGGAUUUCGUGUUCGAUCGGUUCGUUUUACAGUGCUUGGAUCAACGAAUACAAUAUUUCUGGCAACUUAUAAUCAGAUUCGUCGUACACCUAAAUCUGUAUCACACAUUGCUCUGUGGGCAUACAAUCGAGAACGUGGCAUUUGUCGGCCAAUACUUGUUCGACAAGCAUGUAACGAACAGCAGCAGUUUCAUAUUCCUACUUUUCCAGGCAUCGAAUUUCUUCCUCAAAAAACAUACGAUUUUGCUCCGUUGUCUGCCGAAAGUGAACGACAACGAUGCUCCUAUCCGGGUGUGGCGUCCGAGUAUCGUGCAGCAGUGGUAUCGCUCAGUGCCGAUCAAACAGUUCAACUUCAUGCUGUUCCAUUCACGCAAUCCACUUCAUUCACUUCCUUUCUGCUUAGGUUAUCGAUUAUUGCGUUUGUUUUUUACUAUAUCAUA